Fusarium odoratissimum NRRL 54006 is the source of this 557-nucleotide messenger RNA. RefSeq lists its product as uncharacterized. NCBI's taxonomy places the organism in Eukaryota, Fungi, Ascomycota, Sordariomycetes, Hypocreales, Nectriaceae. The transcript has 2 exons. The record is from RefSeq and is a predicted model, not a curated record. Bases 1 to 486 code for a protein of 161 amino acids.
AUGCUCCCUCAACUUUUGACUAUAACUUUCGUGCUAAGUGCACAGCACGCCGUUGCACUGACAAACUCCUCUCGCUUGCCAGAACAGCUCUUCUUAGACAUCCCCACCAACGAUGUUCUUCAAAAUACGUCCAUGCUGCCAUUGGUGGAGUCUUGGUCUAGCAAAUACGUUGAAGCUAUCCAGAGCAAGAGAUAUGAGGGAGGUGUCCAGAACGGCAUCACCUUAGAUACAAAUGACACCAUCUUGGACAUCAUCAAGGAAGACGCAGCUGGCUACAAGGCUAAUGCACCUGUUCAAUACACCGAGGCUGUUGCCUUCUAUGCGAAUACUAGCAGUGACGACAACCACUCGGAUCUCAUCAAGGCCAUUGUGGAUGCAGCUCCGGAUGAAGACCUUGCCAAACGUGCUACGUUCAAGAUAAAUUGCGACGCCAACCACAAUCUCGCGUUCCAGUCAGACUGCCAGCAGCUAUUCGUAACAUGUUGAGAAGCAAGAUAAACAUAGGAGACACAAGGCUUGCCGCUAUUCAUGGUGGCUGCAGACUCAGAGUUGGACCC